CCACCGCCGCCGUCCAGACUCCAGACUCCAGACUCCAGCGAGCGCAGCAGGCGACAGCGCCGCCGCCCUCACCGGCGCACCGCCGGCUGCACUGGAGGAAGGAAGAGGGUGUCUCCGUCUGUGUCUGAUAGUAUUACUACAGUACCUCUCGCGGUCCCCCCCCUCGCCGGAUGGCCUCACCGCCCUCCUCUCCCUCCCCCGGCGACGCCGAGGCGGCGGCGCCGCCUCGGCCACCUUCGCCGUCCGCCAUAACCGACGGCGCCGUCUCCGGCACCAUCCCGGCGGCCGAGGCCUUCGCCGUCCACUACCCGGGCUACCCGUCCUCCCCCGCCCGCGCCGCCCGCACCCUCGGUGGCCUCCCCGCCAUCGCCAAGGUCAGGGGCUCCGACCCUGGCGCCCGCCUCGAGCUCCGCUUCCGCCCCGAGGAUCCCUACUGCCACCCGGCCUUCGGCGAGCCCCGCAUGUCCACCGGCCUGGUGCUCCGCCUCUCCAGGCCCAAGGGCGGCACUGGGCCGCCGCGUGCUGAGGUGGUUGCGCGCGUCCGGAACGCCUACCACUUCGAAGGUAUGGCAGAUUUUCAGCAUGUUGUUCCAGUGCAUGCUGCAGAAAUGAGAAAAAGAAAACGUUCAGAGUGUCCAAAUAAUAAAGAAGAUCUGUGCACUGAUAACGAUGAUGUCAUGAUGUUGGUACCUCCACUCUUCUCAAUAAAGGAUAAACCAACAAAGAUAGCGCUUCUCCCGUCGUCCAGUGCAUUGUCCAAAAGCAUGCAAAGGGGAGUUGUACAGCAUCGUUGGGAGAUGGAUAUUGGACCAACACUUGCGCUUCCUUUCAACGUUCAAGCUGUUCCGGAAAAGAUUAACUGGGAGGACCACAUUUCGAAAAAUUCACCAGAGUGGGGUUGGCAGAUGGCUGUGUGCAAAAUGUUUGAUGAGCGUCCUGUGUGGCCAAGGCAGUCACUUUAUGAACGUUUGAUUGAUGAUGGUUUGCAGAUCUCUCAAAGCCAAUUCAAAAGGCUUCUCUUUAGAGCUGGAUAUUACUUUUCUACUGGUCCUUUUGGCAAAUUCUGGAUCAGAAGAGGAUACGAUCCUCGAAAAGACCCAGAGUCACGAAUGUUUCAGAGAAUUGAUUUUCGCAUGCCUCCUGAGCUAAGGAAUCUUCCAAGGAAGGACCGUAGAUCUGAAAAAUGGACAGAGAUGUGCAAGCUUGAAGUGAUGCCAUCGAAGAGUUUCAUCUUCCUGCAAUUAUUUGAACUGAAGGAUGAGUUUAUUCAAGCGGAAAUUCGAAAACCUUCUCAUCAGUCAACUUGCUCACAUUUGACAGGUUGGUUUUGCAAGCCAAUGAUUAAAACCUUGAGAUUGCAACUGAGCAUACGGUUAUUCUCAUUAUGCCCUAGUGAAGAUGCUAAAAACUUUUUGAGGAAUGCCCAUGAACUAAUUGAAAGGUCCAAGAAGCAGGAAGCACUUUGCCGAUCUGAGCAAGUAAAGGAAAAUAAAGAAGCACCUGACAGACAUAAUGGAACUGAGGAUCAAGCUGGUGGCAACAACUCUGAUAGCGAGGAUGCAGAUGAUGACGAAGAGGAAGAUAAAGAGUCAGAUGGUUAUGAAUCUCCACCUAUGAUGAUGUCCCUGAUUUCACCUUGGAAGAUCCCUUUACAUCCGGAGAAGGCUUCUCCAAUGGAUACCUUGAAGAGAUGUUGCGCAGUUUUCCUCUCCAUGAAGAUGGCCAAAACAAACCAGGUGAUGCUCCUAUCAAUACUGAAGCAAGUGAUGGAGAGUUUGAAAUUUAUGAACAACCUAGUGACGAUGAAUCCUCUGAUGGCUAAAGAGACAUUUUGGGAGUUGCAGGCUUGCAGCCCAUCCUUUGUUCCAGUUUUAACAUACCCUACUUGCACAGAGCUCAUUGUUUAGCUUAUUUAGCAUUAGGUUUUUAUAUUGUUAUAUGUUUUAGAGCUUAUUUUAGGCCUAUCUUAAUUAAUCUUUUGAUAUCCAAAGGAUCCUAGUAUUUUUUUGACAUUUCCUUUUGAAGUUCAGAUCAGAUGUAACACAAAUAACUUAUAUUUGAAUUUACAAGCUAUAUUUUUACAUUACAAGAACAUUAGUAGAAUUUUUC
Molecule: messenger RNA, 2109 nt
Organism: Oryza brachyantha (malo sina)
Lineage: Eukaryota; Viridiplantae; Streptophyta; Magnoliopsida; Poales; Poaceae
Product: general transcription factor 3C polypeptide 5-like
Exons: 14
Coding region: 171-1907 (578 amino acids)
Biological process (GO): transcription initiation at RNA polymerase III promoter
Cellular component (GO): transcription factor TFIIIC complex
Source: RefSeq, a predicted model, not a curated record